Geosmithia morbida is the source of this 717-nucleotide messenger RNA. RefSeq names its product succinate-semialdehyde dehydrogenase / glutarate-semialdehyde dehydrogenase. Gene Ontology annotation, molecular function: succinate-semialdehyde dehydrogenase (NAD+) activity. The annotation marks the transcript as partial. The record is from RefSeq and is a predicted model, not a curated record. The transcript is spliced from 4 exons. NCBI's taxonomy places the organism in Eukaryota, Fungi, Ascomycota, Sordariomycetes, Hypocreales, Bionectriaceae.
CCUAACUGCACGGCUGCUGCGUGCGAGCGGCGGCGUACUAGCGGCAGACACACCACUUUAGUAGGAUUCCUCCAGGCCGAUGUCCCCGACGGCGUGAUGAACAUUGCCACGGCGCUGGAUAAAACUCCCGAGAUCGGCCAGAUUUCCUUCACCGGCUCAACCAGGGUUGGAAGGAUCUUGAUAAAGCGGUCUAGCGACGCUGUCGAGAAGCUGAGUCUCGAGCUGGGAGGCAACGCUCCCUUCAUCGUCUUCGACGAUGCUGAUGUCGACCUCGCGGUGCAGAGCGUCGUCGCCUCAAAGUUCAAGGUUACGGGCCAGACCUGUAUCUGUUGGAACCGCGUCUACGUGCAAAAGCCCCUACACGACGAGUUUGUUGCUAAGCUUGUCGCUGCCGUCAACGCAUUCCGCGUCGGCAAUGCGGUUGACUCGAGCAUCACACACGGUCGUAAUCGGCUGGACGACAUCUUUGUGCCUCUGGAAGCCGUUCAGAGCUUCGAGACGGAAGAGGAGGUUGUCGACUCUGCCAACCAGUGCGAUGUUGGGCUGGCGUCGUACGUAUUCAGCGAGCAAGCCAGGCGCAUCGCGCUUGUGGUUGAGAAGCUGCAUUCCGGCAUGGUUGCUGUCAACACAGACGUCGUUUCGGAUUCGGCCGCACCUUUCGGUGGGACCAAGCAGUCUGUACUAGGCCGUGGGGGCAGCCAAGUACGGCAUGGAUGA